UUUUCUCUCUCUAUAUUUCUCCGGCGAAACAAUGCCACCGUCUACCGCCACCCAAACCCCAAAUGCCGACGUCUCUCCGCCGCCAGAUCCCGCCGUCAUCUCCUCUAACUGCUUCCCCGUUACUCUCCAGUUCAUAGAGGUAUGUUACAAAAUAAAGCUAGAGAAAACCAAGAGCAACAUCGGACGGCUAUUAUCAUCCUCCUCAUCAUCCGAUCCAACGGCGGCGAGCAAUAUUGGAGAAAGGACAAUCUUAAAUGGAAUCACCGGAAUGGUAUCGCCAGGACAAAUCCUGGCCAUACUGGGUCCAUCUGGAAGUGGUAAGUCAACACUCUUAACCGCUCUAGCAGGUAGACUACAGGGAGUCAACGAUGAAUACUCCCUCACCGGAUCAAUCCUCAUAAACGGCCAAAAACCGUCUAAACAGAUUCUCCGUCGUACCGGAUUCGUUUCACAAGACGACAUACUUUUCCCACAUCUAACCGUCCGUGAAACUCUGUUAUUCUGUUCACUCCUCCGUCUUCCGAAGCAUCUAGACGAGAGGGAAAAAAUCGAAGCGGCGGAAAAUGUUAUAACGGAGUUAGGGCUUUCGAAAUGCGAGAACACGAUAAUUGGGAACGCGUUCGUGAGGGGAAUUUCUGGAGGAGAGAGGAAACGAGUUAGUAUUGCGCAGGAAAUGAUGGUGAAUCCGAGUUUGUUAAUACUUGAUGAGCCUACGUCGGGACUUGAUGCGACGGCGGCGUAUAGGCUUGUUGAUUCGUUAGAAACCGCGGCGAAGGCGAAAGGGAGAUCGGUUGUAAUGUCGGUGCAUCAGCCGUCGAGUAGGGUUUAUCAGAUGUUUGAAUCUGUGCUCGUGCUUUCGGAAGGGAGGUGUAUUUAUUUUGGAAAAGGAAGCGAAGCGAUGCCGUAUUUUGAUUCUUUGGGAUUUUCGCCGUCAUUUCCCAUGAAUCCUGCAGAUUUUCUGCUUGAUCUCGCAAACGAUGUGUGGCUUCUCGAUGGUGCUGCUAAUGGAACCGAAAGAGAUAAACAGCUUGUUAAUGCCAAGCAUACACUUGUCUCCAAAUACAACACUCUACUAGGUCCUAAAGUUAAAGCGGCAUGCAUAACAACAACAACGAUGACACAAAUAUGUGAAAACCGUCGUGUCUCAAAAAGAACUUGCGAAAAGAACUUUCUAGAUGGAAUCCACACGUGGUGUAAUCAAUUCAACAUCCUCCUAAGACGUAGCCUAAAAGAACGAAAAUAUGAAGCCUUCAACUCCUUAAGAGUCUUCCAAGUCCUGGCAGCCUCUAUCCUAGCCGGUUCAAUGUGGUGGCAUUCAAACUCGAAAGACAUUCAAGACCGGUUAGGUCUCCUAUUCUUCAUUUCAAUCUUUUGGGGAGUCCUCCCAUCGUUCAACGCUGUAUUCGCUUUCCCACAAGAACGAGCCAUCUUCAUGAAAGAACGAGCAUCGGGAAUGUACACGCUGUCACCUUACUUCAUGGCUCGAAUCGUGGGCGACUUACCGAUGGAGCUAAUUCUCCCGACGAUAUUCAUUUCCAUAACUUAUUGGAUGGCAGGAUUGAAGCAGGAUUUCGUGGCUUUCGUGUUGACAUGGAUGGUUCUGAUUGGUUACGUGCUCGUUUCUCAGGGAUUGGGACUUGCUCUAGGGGCGUUGAUUAUGGACGCCAAACAAGCGUCGACUGUUGUGACGGUUAUAAUGCUGGCGUUUGUAUUGACGGGUGGUUUCUACGUUCAUAAGGUGCAUGUUUGUUUGGCUUGGAUGAAGUACAUUUCGACGACGUUUUAUUGUUACAGGCUGCUUAUUAACGUGCAGUAUGAAGAGGGAAGGGGGAUAUCGUCGUUGCUGGCUUGUACGCAUUAUGGAACCGAAAUGGCGAGUUGUAAGUUUAUUGAGGAAGAUGUGAGGGGACAGAUUUCGCCAUCGGUUAGUGUUAUGGCUCUUCUCGUUAUGUUUUUCGGUUAUAGGAUGCUGGCGUAUAUUGCGUUGAGGCGAAUUAAAGCUUAAGGAAGAAGUUUAGAAGUUUGAGAAAUGAUAUUGGUUUGGUUGUUGCAUGUGGUCUAAAAGGAAGAAGGGGAUGAUGGGAUGAUUAGAGAAGACUAACGACACUGGUGUUUGGUUUAUAACUCAAGUAAGAUAUAAUAUGAUCCAAAUGUUGUAUUUGUUUGGUCUUAUGUAAGUGUAAAUCAACAAUGUUUAUGUGUUUUAUUCUCAUUGAAUCUAUUUUGAUUCAUAAAUGAGAUUAAUUGGCAUGACUUAAUUACUAAGGAAAAAUCUUCAAUAAUUGAAUUAGUAAUAUUGUUGUU
Molecule: messenger RNA, 2304 nt
Organism: Impatiens glandulifera
Lineage: Eukaryota; Viridiplantae; Streptophyta; Magnoliopsida; Ericales; Balsaminaceae
Product: ABC transporter G family member 25
Exons: 3
Coding region: 32-2005 (657 amino acids)
Cellular component (GO): membrane
Molecular function (GO): ATP hydrolysis activity; ABC-type transporter activity; ATP binding
Source: RefSeq, a predicted model, not a curated record